AUGUCUGAACUAAAUCUAUCUCCACCAAUUGGAAUUCACUGCAUUGUUCACCAACAAGCACUAUGUGGGAAAGUUUUAGAUUUAGAAAAUGUUAUGUCUAUUGUAGUACAAAUUAUUAAUUUUAUAAGAUCACAUGGAUUGAAUCAUCGCCAAUUUCAAAAUUUUCUUUCAGAAAUAGAGUCUGAGUAUAAAGAUGUUUUAUAUCACAGUAAUGUACGUUGGCUAAGUAGAGGAAAAAUUUUGAAAAGAUUUUUUUUCCUGCGCCAUGAAAUCGAAAUUUUUUUAAUUGAAAAAAAUAAACAAUAUACACAAUUAAAUGAUGGUGAAUGGCUAUGGGAUUUAGCAAUAUUAACUGAUAUAACACAUCAUCUGAAUUUGUUAAAUCUAAAACUACAAGGAAAAGAAAAACUCGUAAGUACAUUGUUCGGUUCAGUAAAAGCUUUCCAAAAUAAAUUAUCUUUAUUUCUAAAUCAAAUUGAAGAAUUAAAUUUCUCCCAUUUUGAAUGUUGUGCUACUUUAAAAACAGAAGAUUGUGGUAUAUUUCCAAAACAAAGGUGCAUCAAAAUUAUUAACACACUUAUUCGUGAAUUUGAAAAUCGUUUUAAAGACAUUCGAACUAAAGAACCAAUUAUAAAUUUAUUUGAAAAUCCAUUUAAUAUAAAUCCGGAAAUUGUCGAAGCUUCUUUACAAUUAGAAAUUAUAGAACUCCAAUCUAAUAAUUCUUUAAGAACAACAUUUAAUAAUUUGACAAGCUCUCAAAAUCUUGUUCAGUUUUAUUCAAAUUUGUCUGAAGAAGAUUUUCCAAAUGUUCGGAAGUUUGCUGCUAAGAUGUCUUGUAUAUUUGGUUCAACAUAUAUUUGUGAGCAAGUAUUUUCAACGAUGAAAAUUAACAAAAGUAAAACUCGAUCUCGCAUCACAAAUGAACAUCUACACGCCGUUCUCCGAGUAAAUUCUACCAAAUUAGAACCUAAUAUUAAUUUCCUCUGUCAACAGAAACAAGCUCACAGUUCACAUUAA
Molecule: messenger RNA, 1017 nt
Organism: Rhopalosiphum padi (bird cherry-oat aphid)
Lineage: Eukaryota; Metazoa; Arthropoda; Insecta; Hemiptera; Aphididae
Product: general transcription factor II-I repeat domain-containing protein 2-like
Exons: 1
Coding region: 1-1017 (338 amino acids)
Molecular function (GO): protein dimerization activity
Source: RefSeq, a predicted model, not a curated record